GUGAUGUGGCGGAGGGUUUGCCGGUGAAUCGAUCGAGUCUGCAGACGGGAAUAGCGUUCGCACGUUUGCUGUUUGCUUUUCUCCGUUCUAACCAACCGAGCAGAUCAUUCGUGUAUCCGUGCAUCUGUUCACUCGUUCCUUCUCCUCUCUUUCCUCCUUGUUUCUCACUCUCUCCUCUCUCCACACCCAAAGCAAGGAAUCUCUCUCUCGGGCUCGGGUUCAGCGCCACUACCCAGGGAUGCUCGCUUGAUUUUUUUAUUUUUUUUCUUGCUCCUUCCUCGGUCACUUUUCUCCACUUUUCCUGCCUCCGGUUUCUGGGGGAAACCUUGCGAGACGCUGGUCGGCGAGAUGUUGGGCUUGGACGUUUGCGAGUUUGGUGGACAGUUUCUCGAGCUGCUCUGGUUAACGGUGUGCUACAGAGGCCUCAUGGCAGAUAAGGAGAGCACGGUUCCUGUGACUGAGGAGGAGGAUGAGCGUGAUCUGAACUACCAGCCUCCAGCUCAGAAGAGCCUGCAGGAGAUCCAGGAGCUCGAUAAGGAUGACGAAAGCCUGAACAAGUACAAGCAGACUCUGCUGGGAUCAGGACCUGUGGUGUCAGAUCCCAGUAUUCCCAAUGUUCAGGUGACGAGACUGACGCUGAUGUGUGAUCAAGCUCCUGGACCCAUCACUAUGGAUCUAACAGGUGACCUUGAUGCUUUGAAGAAACAGAACUUCACCAUGAAGGAGGGCGUGGAUUACAGAGUGAAGAUCCACUUUAAGGUCAACAAGGAGAUCGUGUCUGGGCUGAAAUAUGUGCAUCUGACCUACAGGAAAGGAAUCCGAGUGGAUAAAGCCGUGUACAUGGUGGGCAGCUACGGGCCGCGCGUGGAGGAGCACGAGUUCGUCACUCCGGUGGAGGAGGCUCCCAAGGGCAUGAUUGUCCGAGGGAGCUAUCACAUCAAGUCCUACUUCACGGACGACGACAAGACGGACCACCUGUCCUGGGAGUGGAACCUGCACAUCAAGAAGGAUUGGGACAGCGCCGAGUAAACGGGCUGCGUCCCAAACGCACCUGCGCCCAAGCGCACAGGGCCUAGCGCAUGUAGGAAAGGCGCACGGAGAAUGGGGUUUGGAUCAGGGUUGGGUUCAAAAACGGCCGAGAGUCAAAAUGAUGCAAACAUACAGUACUUCAAAGGGAUGUUAAUGAAAUUACAACACAACACAAAGCAAGACAUUAGCGGAGACUCAUUUGCUAAAGAACAUGCUGUAUAAACGACAGAGAUCAAUUCCUUGUGCCCGUACGUACGCUCAGGUUAGUCCGUGUCUCUUUGACCUGUAAAAUGUGUGUAAUUAUGAUGUCUGUAAUUCUUGCGAUGCUUUUUAAAAAAAAAAGUUCCUGCCGGAGCUCGAGAGCAGAACCGUGCAUGCCUCAGUGUGAAGCGAUUGUGCAAGUGGCUAGAAUUCUGUUCUGACGCUGUAAUCAGACGUCCAUGAAAACCUGCUGGGUUUACGGCUUGCGUUCCAAUACUAGUUUUAACACGCCCUUGGUGACUUCCCCUAGCCUGCAGGGAGGAGAUUUUUAAAAAACAGAAUGCACAUGACCUUGAAGCACAAAGCUGAAUGAUUAAAUCGACUCGCUAGCUAUGUAACGGAGUACAUUUACAUCAGGUGACAGGUAUAGAUGCAAUAUCGCGCUACAUAAAGACAAAAAUUUGAACGGAAAUCUGAUAUAUGGCCAAUACAUGAGCAUACACUCCCGGGGAAAGAAAUAGUGAAAGUGAAAUUGUUGUUUCAUUUGCAAACGAAUCAACUCAAAGAAUCGACUCUUUUAGCUCUCGACUCGAACGUAUAACCUGAGGGUCCGCUAACAUUUCAUACCUCAUCAUAACAUUUCAAAUAAUCUGUCCUGAGUGGUCAGAAUAUUCGGGAGCAAAAAGAGUCGACUCAUUUGAAUCAAAUGAUCCGAUUCGCUGAAAAGAGGCGGAAUAUCCAUCACUAAUACUUGAAUCCCUUGAAGGGAAAAACUCUCAUUUACAUGACCACAUGGUUUAUACACAGAACCUGAGAAGGUAUACAUAGAACCUUUUUUUCCUAAAUAAUGUAAAUGUCGUUAGCGUAAAUGUAGAUACAAUUCAUGUAUAAUGUAUAGACGAAUAAUAUAAGAAUGAUAUAUGGAUUAAUACAGUUACUCAUCUCAUCUCCUCUUUAUUAAUAUUAUCAGACAUAAGCUUGCUGUAGAAGGUCACUUCUGUCCUUUUUUAGCUGAGCGGAUGUUUCUUUACUUGCAUAUACUCAGGGCGUGUAAUUAAAUCAGUGAAAGUCUGCAGAAUGUAGGAAAUAACUCCACCCUAAUAAAUACGAUUAUAAUUUAUUUGAAAUACAGUUCAAAUAUUAAUUCAACACACACACAAACACACAGUAGAAAUAUAUGUCAUAUUUUCAACAUAUACACGGUCAAGUGCACAUGUCCUGAAGAUGCUCAAAUAGUGUUUGUGAGGAUAUUAAUAGAGAAAAAUCACACAAAAUAAAUGGGACACGUCAGUGUAUGUGUCAUAUAGCAGAGCUUCAUAUACAUAUGGUCAUAUAUCAGGUUUCCAUGAGAGACUUCAGAUAUUAUAUUUUUGGUAUAUUAUAUACUCUCCUUUCUAUUAAUAACCAGCUUCAUCCUGCAAUUUUUUAUUUUUACAUCACGUUACAUCUCAGUGCAUUCUGGGUAAAUUCUGCUCCUGAACCCGACACCGACGUCCCUUCCAGAGUCCAGAGUUCAUGGGACAUAGAUAAAGUAUUAAAUGGAAAGCAGGUCUCCAAUGGCACGUUAGAAACAAUAUUGGAACGCAGUCCAGUGACUUUCGAUGAAGUAAACGUGUGCUAAAUGUCACUUGUGCCAGAGUUUUUCCAGGUCGCGUGCAAUUAAUUAACGCUGUAACGAAACCCACACAAAAGUCAUUCGAGAAAAUCUGAUGCUUUCAUCUGCUUUCUUUGCUCUUAAAGCGUCAAGGAGCUUCUUCUAACUCUUCACCUUGAUGAUACUGAAAAAAAUAAAUCCCAUUUUUCAUUAAAGUGAUCAUGUACCUCUGUGUGGCCUCUUCAUGUCAUAGGUCAUUAAAUCCACAAUGAAUAUAAAUGGCCACAUGUGCCAAGCUGUGAAAUAUGACAUGCAAAAUCAAUCACAUGAUUCCAGAGGACGAGGAUUAGGAAAAAAGAGAAAUGUUAAAGAAUAUAUAUAUAUAUAUAUAUAUAUAUAUAUAUAUAUAUAUAUAUAUAUAUCAACUGUGUAAUGAUAGGAAUCACUCUUUUUUCACUCUGUAAAUGUGUCCACAGUCAAAAAAGUAAAUAUCUCCUGAAUUAAAAGAACAGAUUAUUAUGAACCCCACAUGCUUUUCUAAAAUGGCUGUAAUGACUUCACUAUUUUCAUAACUAGAUGUAAUCCUGAGUAUCUGUAAACUGCAUGUUCAUUUUUUUUAAUGCAACUUUAAAACCUUUUCAUUCUCAUCUGUGGAAAUGAUUGAAAGCGGGGAUUAAGUGAUGGUACGAUUUCGUGGCUAAAAGAGAUCAACGUUCAUGAUUUACUGUACAUCUUUUCACGCAUCUUGCAUUUUUACAAUAAAGUCAACCAAUAAAGCUUGGCUUCAUCCA
Molecule: messenger RNA, 3615 nt
Organism: Hemibagrus wyckioides
Lineage: Eukaryota; Metazoa; Chordata; Actinopteri; Siluriformes; Bagridae
Gene: arhgdig
Product: Rho GDP dissociation inhibitor (GDI) gamma
Exons: 6
Coding region: 349-1029 (226 amino acids)
Biological process (GO): Rho protein signal transduction
Cellular component (GO): cytoplasm; membrane; cytosol
Molecular function (GO): protein binding; Rho GDP-dissociation inhibitor activity
Source: RefSeq, a predicted model, not a curated record